Molecule: messenger RNA, 513 nt
Organism: Tarenaya hassleriana
Lineage: Eukaryota; Viridiplantae; Streptophyta; Magnoliopsida; Brassicales; Cleomaceae
Exons: 2
Source: RefSeq, a predicted model, not a curated record
AAAUAAAAGGUCCUGAAUUUGUGCGGCGUCUGGAAUGGUGGCAUCGUCUCGGUUCACGCAAGCUCCAUGAGGAAGAAUCGGAAUCGGGCAUCGUCUUGCAGCCGGUAAUGCGGCCGUAUUUCAACGCCGGAUAACAGAUUGCGUCAGUUGUAGCCGCGGUUUGUGCGGAGGAGGAGGAAGUUGUUUGCGUAUUUCCGGUGGCCGGAGGGGAUGUCGUUGAGGAUAAAAGCGGUGGUGGAUAGGUUCGUGGAGGAGCUGAAGCAAGCUCUCGACGUCGAUAUGCAGGAUCGGUUCAUGAAGGAGAGGGAGAUGCAGAGUUACAUCGAGGAGCGUGAGCGUGAAGUGGCGGAGAGAGAAGCCGCCUGGAAAGCCGAGCUCUCCCGCCGCGAGGCGGAGAUUGCGAGACAGGAGGCGAGGUUGAAGAUGGAGAGGGAGAAUCUUGAGAAAGAGAAGAGUGUUCUAAUGGGAAUUUGUGCGGAGGAGGAGGAAGUUGUUUGCGUAUUUCCGGUGGCC